AAAAUGUUCGCGGGAAAAUAAAAUAGAAAGGUCGAGGCUUCUUUCAUUUCCUAAAUUUCAGUCACAAAGUGAAAUGAAAAUGCUGAAAAAAUAGACAUUUUAUAUUUUCUUUGUGCUUAGUUUGACCUCUUAGAUUUUUCAACAUCUUCGUUACCAAUGGAAGAUAAUGAACUGGAAGAGCUUGUAAAUGUCAUGUGUGAAGAUAGUGAUGAUGAAUUUAUUGAUGAACAUUUGGUUAAUGGCAAAGAUCGUCUAGGAGUACCAAAUGAAGAUGAUGAGUUGCAUCAGCUUGCAAAGCUCAUGGAUGAAGACAGUGAUGAGGAAUUCAUUGAUCAAUUACCUGACAUGGCUGAAUAUGAAAAGUUUAUCAUUGAAAAAGGUGCAGAUGAAAAGCAUGAUGAAAAUGUUCCUGUUGCUUUACCAACUGAAAACAUUUCCCGAAAAAUGUCAGAGAUGGAAAAAUAUAUCAAGUUUCUUGAAGAACAGUUGAAAUCAAAGAAUCAAGAGAUAAAUAAUUCACCUAAAAACAAAGUCGAUAGUGAAAAUCCACGUGACCUAAGGAAACUCAAUGCACCCGAAACCUCUGGUUGCAACCACUCUGAAAAUAAGACAGUCAAGGAGAAAUUUUUUGAAAAGAAAGAUACAGAAAGAGCACCAAGUAUCUCAGACUCUAGCCUCGAUAUGAGUUUAACUAGAAAACCAAGAGUUGCUCAUGCAGCUGCACGAUUAAAAACGUCCGGAACAAAACGUAAAGCUGACGACGCAGCAUGCAAUCCUUCCUUGGCAAAGAAACCAAGUCCAGAUGAUAAUGGUGUGACGGAUGGAUACUCAGGAUUAAGGAUUUUGAAUCCUCUGAUAUCCUCUACUGUAAUGAAAAGAAGAACGGAGGGAAGGAAAAUCAUCAAAAUUUCAUCAAUUCAAUCCAAGAUUGUCAAUAAUGACAUUGAGGGUGACUGGAUUACAAUUGGUGUGGUCAUUCAAAAAUUUCCUAAAACCACUUCAAAGGGAGAAACCUACAGUGUAUGGAAGCUGUCUGAUCUGGCCUUCCAUCUUCAAACUUCCAUCAUAGUAUUGUUUCUCUUUGGAGAGAAUCAUAAACAACAUUGGAAGACGGCGGAAGGAAGUGUUGUGGCCCUUCUGAAUCCCUCUUUACUCCCAUCAAGAGAGAAGAAAUCAAGCGAUGUUGCUUUGACGCUUGAUAAUCCAAAGAAAAUCAUGUUACUGGGGAUUUCGCAAGACUUUGGCGUUUGUAAGUCAAGUAGGAAAUCAGAUGGGAAGAGGUGCUCCAAUUUUAUAAACAAAUCGCAAGGUGAUUAUUGCCAAUAUCACGUACAGCGCGAAUACAAAAAACGGCGAUCACAUAGAAUGGAAUGUCAGCAAGGCUAUGGUGCGCCGUCUACUCUUCCAGGAAGUAAAACUAAGAAAAAAGUUGCUGGCGAGUCAUAUUUGUACGGAGAUAGAAUUGUGUCGACAAAUGCAACCGGUCGUUCUUUAAAGGAAAAAGUCACUUUGAAGUCACUUAACGCUAGCAGUGAGGGAAAGGACUACCUGUUUUCUUGGAAGAAAAGACAGAAUUUAAUAAAAGCUGCAGCGGGAAAAUCAUCUGCAGAAAACGAAGACAAAGGUGGCCCUUCCUCAGAAUUUCUCAACUUGUUAAACGUUCCUUCUAUUGGAUCGAGAAAUCUCAAGCUUCAUCUUCAUAAAGAAGAUGAGCAAGAAAAAGAGGCGAACGAGCCUAGGCGAUCAAUGUCAGUCUCCCAAUUUCUCAAGGCCAACAAUACUCGAAGCCGGACGACCAAUUCCACUAGUGAUUUGUCGUCUGAUAAAAAAUCCGUUACAAUGCCUGUCCUGGGACGAGGUUUAACUUCAAACGGGGAUUUGGUUUUCGAUGAGAAUAUCCCUUUGAGUAUAUUUCCAAAAGUAUCCAACGACCCUGAUAGAGCGAAGGAACGUGCGAGGUCAUUGAUACGCAGGAUUGGGCCGAUCGCGGCAAAUAAUCCAAAUGACAUAAAGGUGAAAAAGCCAUCGCCAAAACUUCAAACUAUCAUAAACAGAAAAUUGGACUCUGAGUUGACCGGUGGCGACCAAUCAGUUCCCAAAUGUGGAGGAAAAUUUUCUUUGGCUGAUGGUUUCAGCUUAAAUUCAAACGAAGGAAGAAGAAUUCUGAAUGCCAAAUCGAAACAUGCUGGCGAAGUGAGACUUGCUGACGUUCGACGUGAACAGGAUUAUUUCAACCAUCGUGAAAGGAAAGAAGAAAUGGAAACGAAAAUGCUCCUCACCCAAGAAAUCAAAGUGAAAGCUGUUCAUUGUGCUCAGUGUAAAUACAUGGCGGAGAAGCCAGCUUCAAAAUGUAAUGAAGAAAAGCACGUCCUUACUUCUGUGCAAGUUUUCAAGAAGUUUUUCGCAUGCAAAGACUGUAAGCAGCGUACUGUUACAUAUGGUCAGCGGUAUCCCACUCGAGAUUGCAGACAAUGUGGCGGUAAGAAUUGGGAAAAGUGUGGAAUGUGGAAGGAGAGAAACGGUCCAAAGAUCGGACGCGAUACUUUGAUGUUACGAGGACCGGAAUAUGCUAAGUUCUUAAAUUCUUUAGCAACACCCCAAACCAAUGGUGUUGUACCGAAAUAUAUUUAAUGCAAACUCAAAUAAAUAACGUGGUUGUGGGCUCUAAGGAAAUUCUAUUUGCGCAAUAGUUUUUAUGUCAGUUAUUUUUCGAUGCAGUGAAAAUCGUUUCCUGGCGAUUUGGAGUUGUGUUCUCAAUAAAGACCAAAUAAAACCGA
Molecule: messenger RNA, 2777 nt
Organism: Xenia sp. Carnegie-2017
Lineage: Eukaryota; Metazoa; Cnidaria; Anthozoa; Malacalcyonacea; Xeniidae
Product: protein MCM10 homolog
Exons: 20
Coding region: 157-2631 (824 amino acids)
Biological process (GO): DNA replication initiation; DNA replication
Cellular component (GO): nucleus; replication fork protection complex
Molecular function (GO): DNA replication origin binding; single-stranded DNA binding
Source: RefSeq, a predicted model, not a curated record